AUGGUGUAUGAGGACGAGAGCAGCAACAAAUACUCCAGCCUCCUGUACAUCAGCUCCUCGGACGACGGCAUGCAGUACCAGGUUGACGACCAGGACUACAUGGGCGUUGAGCCAACACUGCUAGUUCCUUGCGAGCACCAUGGUCUGGCAGCUGAGAGGUGUGUGGCCUUUGAAGGAUUUGACACGGGCAGGAGGUUCUUAGUGUGUGCUAAUAAGGAAGCUGAUAACUGUGGUUUUGUUCGAUGGGUUGACCCAGAGUGGCCUCCCACACAGCAUAAUGCUUUGUGGAAGCUAUGGGAGAUGUACCCAGCCAACAGGAGUGGUAGGAGGAAGGAUAACCAUGAGAAUUCACUCACUAUUCACCAUUUUACAGAGGAGAAAAACAAACUAGAGGGCAACUAUGACAAAUUGGUUGAAGAUGUGCAUGAACUAUUCGGUGCCCAAGAGGAUAGGAUGAUGGAUUUCAUCUAUUUGAAUGCUAAGAUGAAGGGUGCUGAGGUUACCAAGUCAGUUGUGUCUGAUAUGAACAACCUGAAGCUCAACCAUUUGAAAGAGAAGGAGCAGCUCAGUGAAGCUAGUAGGAACUUGCAGUUGCAGGUUGAUGAACUCAACAAGUCUGUGGAAAAGCUCACACAGGAGAACUCAAAGUUGAAGCUUCACAUGGGUGACUUGAAGAAGGGACAUGAGAAGCUCGCUAGAGGCAGGGCUGAACUGAAGCUUCACAUUGCUGAUUUGCUAAGGUCAGAUGAGAAGAACAGGCAGAAGUUGAAGGGGAUCUAG
This is a messenger RNA of Aegilops tauschii subsp. strangulata, 780 nucleotides long. Lineage: Eukaryota; Viridiplantae; Streptophyta; Magnoliopsida; Poales; Poaceae. The record is from RefSeq and is a predicted model, not a curated record.